AGGGAUAGACAGGCAAGGCAGCUCUUCGCCAGCCUCUUCCUGCAGCGUCCGGUCAGGUUACAAAUGCUUAGGAUUGGCUGAGAUGGAAAGCUUCUCAGCCAAUCAUCUCUAACAAAGGUUUAGGGGGGUGUGGCAAUUGGCCCAGAACCAAUGCACGGGCUAGGGUGGAACCAUGGGGCGGGAGCAUCCUCGAGCCAAUCGGAAGUGCUGAAGAGUGGGCCUGACAGUCGGAGGUCGGCUUUGGAGCCAUGAAUAUCUUACCCAAGAAGAGCUGGCACGUCCGGAACAAGGACAAUGUCGCUCGCGUGCGACGCGACGAGGCCCAGGCCCGGGAGGAGGAGAAGGAGCGUGAGCGGAGGGUGCUGCUCGCUCAGCAAGAGGCCCGUACGGAAUUCCUACGGAAGAAAGCCAGGGGCCGAAACUCACUGCCUGAGCUGGAAGCAGCAGACCCAGGAGCUCGUUCUGGCCCUGUGGACCUGUUUCGGGAGCUGCUGGAAGAAGGGAAAGGAGUGCCCAGAGGCAAUAAAGAGCAUGAGGAAGAGAAACGACAGGAAAAAGAGAGACAAGAGAAAGCACUAGGUAUUCUGACAUACUUGGGCCAAAGUGCAGCAGAGGCCCAAACUCAACCUCCCUGGUACCAGCUACCCCCAGGGCAAAAAGGCUGCCCUCCAGGCCCAAGCCCAGAUGAGAAGAUCAAAAAUCGACUGGACCCCUUGAGGGAGAUGCAGAAGCACCUGGGCAAGAAAAGGCACAGCAGCGAAAGCCAUCCUUCCAGAGAGGAACGGCCUCCGAAACAACAGCCCAGAGAGCCACCUUCCCUAGAAAAGCUCCGUGCCGAGCGUCUUCAGCGGGAAGCAGCUGAGAGAGCUCGAGCAGAGGCCCUGCUGGCCCGGGUACAAGGACAGGUAUCCCAGCAAGGUCAGGUGGAAAUGGAAGAGACAGAUGAACGGAAGCGGCGAUACAACUCCCAGUUCAACCCCCAACUGGCUCGGCGACCCCGCCAGCAGAACCCAACUCCUCCCCACUGAACUUUUUUGGGGGAAUAGGGGAGGCUGCAGGUGCCAGCCGUCAUAUAAAACUAUUUAUUCAUAAAUAUUUUCCAAAAUGAAAAUAGGUUUACCAAAAAAUGUCCCUCACUGGGGAGGGGAGGAGGGGGCAGCCCUUGCCCCCAGGCCCCCAGGGUAGGGCAGAGAGGAAGAGAAAACUUCCCUAUCCCUUCUCUGCUUCCUGGGGCGGGAGGGUGUCCCAUGGCCUUGGGCCUCCCCCAGUCUUCCAGGGCAGGGCCCUCACCUGGGCAGGGGGAUCAGCAUGCGGGGGAGGGGGAGGGUAAAGGGGGCCGGUGUCACUGGAGGUCCCGGUCCUCCAGGUAGCGAUACUCAAAGGUGAAGCCUUCCUUCUUCCGCUGGCCCCACUUCUCGUAGUCAAAGUAGAUGUAGGUGCCUGGCCGGGAAGAAGGUGGUCAGUGAGUGGACGAAGAGGGGGGCUGAGAUCUGGGCCAGGCAGAUGAACAAGAGGCAGUUGUCAGGGACAUGGAGGUACCAAGCCAACUGUCCUACAUGCUUGCACUGUCACACUCCACCCUCAGUGACCUUAAAAGUGAAGAAGGGGGCCAAGCCUCGCCUUUUUGGGCCUGCAGGUACAAACAUGAGGCCUAAGCUUAUGUUAAGUGACAACUGAGGAGUGGGCACCAACAGGUGGCCUACAAUGCAACAUAUGCACCAUAAACAUCUAAGUGCUCUGUGGAAAUACACUACUUAAUUCAUUGUAACUGAGAUUCUGAGGGAUUCAAUGCCCUGAGAUAGUUAUGUCAAAGAACAAACCAGGGCAAGAUAGGAAGGCUGAACUCAAGGUUGGAGAGCAUACAGCAAGAAAGCAGCUAGGUCAAGUGUCUGAAAUGCUUCAAAGUGGUCAGGAAGAAUAUAGGGGACAGUCCAGAUUUCUCUAAGAAUGGGAACCAGCUUGGAACCUGGAAGUGUAGGUGGGGAAAAUAUGUAUGGGGAAAGCCACUGUGAAACACACCAACUGAAAGCAAUAAAAUUCAUGACGCUCACUA
Rattus rattus (black rat) is the source of this 2053-nucleotide messenger RNA. It is a transcript of the gene Leng1, whose product is annotated as leukocyte receptor cluster member 1. Lineage: Eukaryota; Metazoa; Chordata; Mammalia; Rodentia; Muridae. The transcript has 4 exons. The coding region runs from base 249 to 1028 and encodes 259 amino acids. The record is from RefSeq and is a predicted model, not a curated record.